This is a messenger RNA of Cuscuta europaea, 1471 nucleotides long. NCBI's taxonomy places the organism in Eukaryota, Viridiplantae, Streptophyta, Magnoliopsida, Solanales, Convolvulaceae. The record is from the annotation of a GenBank genome assembly.
UUUAUACCCAUAUUUUCCAACCGCAAGAAAAAUGAGACCUACAAAAAAAAAAAGAAUCUACUCCGUAUUAAAACUUGCAAGAUUGUCGGAAAAGGAGGAAACUUUCUGGAAUUCCGUUCUGAAUUCUUUUCAUCCUAAUUGCAAUUCAGAGAUCAAACCAGAAAUCCAUCAAUGAGAUGCACUCCUCUUCUGGGAAGUAUGAGAAGGGCAUCAGGCUUGCGGGAGACGAACAAGGCGGCAGAAACCACGAACCACGGCAAAAUCGUUAGACGCCUUAGCUUCACGGCGUCCCGAGACUGGUUGUACCGCCACUUUUUCGCGUUCUGCGGCCUCCGCUCCGUCACGACUGAUUUCGGCGACGGGACGAAGAUGCAUUGUUGGGUUCCCAAGUCUCACAACGAAUCCAAGCCAAACCUGCUCCUUUUGCACGGAUUCGGAGCCAAUGCCAUGUGGCAGUACGGCGACAUCCUCCGCCACUUCAUCCCCCGGUUCAAUGUCUACGUCCCUGAUCUCCUCUUCUUCGGCGGAUCCUCCACGACGCUGCCGGAGAGAACGGAGGAGUUCCAGGCCCUGUGCGUGAUGAAAUUGAUGGAUACGGUUAGGGUGCAGAGGAUGAGCCUUGUGGGGAUAAGCUACGGCGGAUUCGUAGGGUACAGCAUGGCGGUGCAAUUUCCCAAUGCGGUUGAGAAGGUGGUGCUGUGCUGCGCUGGGGUUUGUUUGGAGAAGAAGGAUAUGGAGGAAGGGUUGUUUCAGGUGGCAGAUUUGGACGAGGCUGCUGAUAUCCUGUUGCCGCAGACUCCGGAGAAGCUCAGGGAAUUGAUGCGUUUUUCCUUUGUUAAGCCUGCCAAAGUUGUUCCUACAUACUUCCUUACAGAUUUCAUUGAUGUGAUGUGCACUGAGUAUGUAGAAGAAAAAAGGCAGCUCAUUCAUGCUAUUCUCCAAGACAGACACCUCUCCAACCUUCCCAAGAUCACACAGAGGACACUGAUAAUAUGGGGAGAGCAGGACCAGAUCUUUCCUCUCGAAUUGGGGUACAGGCUUCAAAGGUAACAUAUUCCUUCUAAAAACAAUGACGUCCCACUUGGUGUUUUAUUUCUUAUUUAAAGUUUAAACAUAUAUUUGGUUUCAUUUUUUUCUCGAACAAAAUACAGGCACAUUGGAGAAAAGGCUAAACUAGUAGUGAUAAAGAAUGCAGGGCAUGCUGUCAACCUUGAGAAGACAAAUGAGUUUGCCAAACACUUGAAGGCUUUUCUUUUUGAUUCUUUGUCUACACAAUGAUUGUGUUAAACCCAGAACAUAUUGCAACCUUCUGUAUAUUGUGUAGUUUAUUCAAUUGAUCUUGCUAUUUGCGUUUGUGUGUAAUUACUUCUACAUUUUGAAGUAUAUUCAAGUGAUCUUCAAAAAGGAUAAAAGCAUAUCAAUUUGCUUUAAAUAGGACUACAAACACAAUUAUUAUAACUUAUACGUAGUA